AUGGGUGCCCAAAUCUCUGUCGUAUUGUCCAACGACGUUAUACAGCUCGCCAAUGCCGUCUUCAACGGGCCUGGCGUUUCGGUAGUUGGCGCCUCACUGAAGAGUUACUAUCAGGUCGACACCAUAACUUAUAACAAGGGCAGCGCUGGCACAUUCACCAAUGGACCCUUUGGCAUAGGGUCUGGGGGAAUCCUGUCAACUGGCUGGAUCAGCGACGCAAAAGAUUCAUCUGGUACAAUAGACCACGAUACGGGUACAGACGGAUCGAUAUACUGUGGUUCAGGCUCUACCACAAACGGCGCUGUUCUUUCAGUUGAGAUCGUCGUUGGCCAAGGGUAUAACGGGUUAGCAGUUGAAUUUGUGAUUGGUACCGCGGAGAAUCUACAGGAAAAUGCGGACACUAUAGGCAUUUACCUGGAUGGCGUUCAGUAUGCGGUCGAUACAUCGAACAACAGAAUCACUGUCAACUCUGAAUAUCUCCAGCAACCACUUGGCGUAACAGACACCGAGUUUGUCCGCUCGACUAUGUAUGAUCACUCCUCACCACUUCUCCUCAUGGGUCUUGCGGCUUCCCCGGGUCGACAUUCAAUGGUCUUUGCUAUUUGCGACGCGAACAACGGACAGAAGGAUUCAGCUCUUAUGAUCAAGGCUGGAGCGUGUGUUGACUGUGCUGGUGACAUCAAACUGAACUAUAAGACGACUACCACCACGGUUGGCUCAACUUCAUUUGUUUCUACCAUCAAGCCUUUCAUUACAAACUCCGGAACCGUCGUUUACGGUGUUCCGGUAGAAGCGACCACGACAAGUGAAGAGGCUUAUAGCACUACAACUGCGGAUGUGACUUCAUAUAGUGAGGAAGCUACUAGUACUACCGAGGCUAUGUCAACAUCCGAAGAAUCCACAGUCGCCGAGACAACUACAACCGCAGAUGUCGUAUCUACAUCCACUGAAGUAUCUACGAGCGCCGAAAUAGCCACUACAACUGACCUGCCCACAACAACGGUAGUGUCAAGCGAGGAGCCCACGACGACUGAUGAUGCCUCAACUGAGACUGAGAACACAACGACAACCGUCAUGACCAACUCGGACCCAGGCAGUGAAACGUCUUCAACCAUGGAGUCUGACGCGACCACUACGAUAUUGACUUCACAAGACACAACAGUCUCCACAGAUGUUUCAGCAUCUCAAGUCUCUACAUCGACUGCUUCAAAUACUAGCGUCAACUCGGCAUCGACGACUGUUGCUCCUACUAUGACUUCCAGCCAACUGUCAAUCCCGGCUGCCUCAACAUUGACCACUGUCAGGAAACCAUGUCGCCCAUGA
This is a messenger RNA of Fusarium pseudograminearum CS3096, 1323 nucleotides long. RefSeq lists its product as uncharacterized. The transcript is spliced from 2 exons. The record is from RefSeq and is a predicted model, not a curated record. Bases 1 to 1323 code for a protein of 440 amino acids. Lineage: Eukaryota; Fungi; Ascomycota; Sordariomycetes; Hypocreales; Nectriaceae.